Molecule: messenger RNA, 4187 nt
Organism: Bursaphelenchus okinawaensis
Lineage: Eukaryota; Metazoa; Nematoda; Chromadorea; Rhabditida; Aphelenchoididae
Source: the annotation of a GenBank genome assembly
AUGCGGGAGUGUCAUUUUUAUCAUCAAGUGGGUCCGGCCGCGUUGAUGUAUGUGUCCUUGCGGGACGAUCUACAUCUCAUUGACCCGGAAGCGUCGGGUGAACGCCGAAAGCGCAUGUUCGCGGCCGCACGGCUCAGGUAAGCCGGGUUUUUGGUGAUUUUGAUUGGAUUUUAGGUAACAAAAAGAAGUUUUAGGUCUGACUUUUUAAAGUUAAACUGAGGUUAAUAUGCUUAGGCUUAGUAAGUUUAGCUUUAAAAAGUUUAGUAGGUUUAGACUUAGUAGGCUUAGGCUUAAGGUUUGGACUUAGUAGGCUUAGGCAUAGUAGGUUUAGACUUAGCAGGCUUAGGCUUAGUAGGCUUAGGUUUAAUAGGCCUAGAAUUUGAUUUUUUACAGUCAGAUUUAAGAAGGCUAGGCGUAUUAGGCUUAGGCUUAGGCUUAGUAGGCUUAGAAUUUGGAUUGCUAAAGUCAAGUUUAAGAAGGUUAGGCUUAUUAGGCUUAGGCUUAGUAAGCUUAGAAUUGGGAUUGCUAAAGUUAGGUUUAAGAAGGCUAGGCUUAUUAAGCUUACCCCUAGCAAGCUUAGACCUGGAUUUUGUAAAAUUAGGUUUAUGUAAUAGGUAUGCAAAAGAGAUGCUUAGGCUUAGUAAAUUGGGUUUUGGACUAGGGUUUAGGCUUAUUAGGUUUAAUUUUUAUAAACUUAAGCUUAGUUUUCAUAUGUUUAACAAACUCAAGUUAUAUUUAUUUAGGUUAUUAGGCGCAGGCUUAAUGUGUAGGCAUAGUAGGCUUAGGCUUAAUAAUGUUUAAUGGCUUAGUUUGCUUACAGUUAGGUUUAACCGAUUUAGGCAUAGUAAGUUCAAGUUUAAAAGCUCUGUUUCUUUAAGCACGAGUUUUAUGUAGUAGGCUUAGCAGUUGUAGGCUUAGUGACCUUAGGCUUAGUAGACAUCAGCUUUAUAUGCUUAGGCAUCAUAAUAUAUGGCUUAGUAGCCUUGAGCUCAGUAGGCUUAGGUUUUUAGUAGUGUUAGGUUUAGUAGGCUUUGAAUUCGUAGGCUUAGGCUUAGUAGGCUGAGGCUUAGUAGGCUUAAGCUUAGUAGGCUUAGACUUAGUAGGCUUAGAAUUCGUCAGCAUUAGCUUUGUAGGCAUAGGCUUAUUAAACUUGAAAUUGUUAGCUUUAAUAUAUAAAGUUUAGGCUUAUCAAAAGUCUAACCUUACCAACCUUUUAAAACUAAUCAUUAUUUUUCAAACCAAAAUUUUAGUUUCGCCACGCUAAUAACAACACUCCUUCUACUUCUUCUAUUCCUCCAUGUCAAUGCCAAUUGUGGUUGUAUUGGCGGAGGUGGAGGUCUGCUCCUGCCCUCCAGCUGCUCCUGUUGCAAUGGCGGUGGGUUGAGUAUUCCCGGCUGCAACGCAGGUCCUUUAGGAUUGAGUAGUGGCGGAUGUAGUUGUUGUUGCAAUUGUCAGCAAUCUCUACCGGUCAAUUUGAACCCAAUCGCUUGUAUUUGUUCACAACAACCGUCGAAUCAGUGCCCUCCGGGUUUACAAUUGAAUGGUACUACCAAUCCACAGAUGCCCAUGGUGCCGAUGACUACCACACCACCGCCCGUGAUGAUUGUGUCGGCCUGUGAGCCGUGCCAGUGUGGGUGUGGUAAUGGUGGGGGUGGAUGUUGUGGGGGCGGUGGUGGAUGUGGUGGAGGCGGUGGAUGUGGUGGAGGAGGUGGAUGUGUAUGCGCUCCAACUUGUGCUCCGGCUUGUGCUCCAGCUUGUGCUCCAUGUGGCGGAGGCUGUGGCGGAGGCGGGGGUGGAUGUGUAUGUGCUCCAGCAUGCGCCCCAGCUUGCAAUCCCUGCGGCGGUGGAGGCGGAUGUGUCUGUGCUCCAGCCUGCACUCCAUGCAAUCCAGGAUGUCAAUGUGCAUGUUGCAAUCCAUGCUGCGGCCCUGCCCAACUGGCGGGCGGUGCGAAAUUGCAUAGUUGUUGCCAAUGUUGUGAACGCAAGUACUACCUCUGUAUCCCUAUGAAGGUGAAGCAAUGUUUGAUGCCGGAUACAAAUUGCUACAACAAUGUCAUCAAGAAUGCUUGUAACUGUCAACAACAAAACCAAUGCCCACCUGGGCUACAGCUAGGCAAUCCAGGCGGCACCGCCAACAACCAGAAUCCAGGUGGAAUGACUCAGAUGCCACAGAACAAUCCUGCCAACGGGGCUAGAAGAAGAGUCGCAGUAGAAGAUGAUGAUUACGAAGAUGUAGUUGACAUACCACCCCCACCCCUGCCCAAAAAGAAGAAAAAGAAAAAGAAGAACAAGUCAGCUAAUAGUGAAAGAAGAAAGAAGAGAACGUUGGCACGGUUUGACUUUUUAGCUACUAACGUCUUGAACGUUCCACAAGGUAAGCUCUUGCUCUAGUCUUACCCCGAGCCCUAGCAUUACCUCUAGUCACAGUUGUAGGCCUAGACAAAAGCACUAGCCCAGAGCCCUAGCCCGGAGCCCUAGCCCAGAGCCCUAGCUCAGAGCCCUAGCCCAGAGCCCUAGCCCAGAGCCCUAGCCCAGAGCCCUAGCCCAGAGCCCUAGCCCAGAGCCCUAGCCCAGAGCCCUAGCCCAGAGCCCUAGCCCAGAGCCCUAGCCCAGAGCCCUAGCCCAGAGCCGUAGCCAAGAGUCCUAGCCCAGAGCCCUGGCCCAGAGCCGUAGCCAAGAGUCCUAGCCAAGAGUCCUAGCCCAGAGCCCUAGCCCAGAGCCGUAGCCAAGAGUCCUAGCCCAGAGCCCUAGCCCAGAGCCGUAGCCAAGAGUCCUAGCCCAGAGCUCAAAACCUUUUCCGUUUCCUUUUACCUUGCCUUAGCCUAAUCCUAGUAAUAUAUCUAGGCCUAGCCCAGCCCUAGAAAUAUACCUAGCCUCCAGCCUUAGCUUUUGCCCUAGCAUUGAUAUUUAAGUCUAGUCAUGUAAAUUGGCUUUAAAAAAUAAAAAAAACUAUUAAAAAUGGUAAAAUACGUUGUCCUGUAUGGUUUGGUUGAAAUUUUCUAAAAAAAAUUCAAUUUCAGCUACGGAAUACGGAGAAAGAGUUCGAUUCAAGUAUGCUCAAUCCAGGAAUCAAUUCACUCAAGCAAUAGCGGCAAAGAAGAUGAAAACCCCCAGUAAAUUCAUGAGUAACCCAUAUAAUAGCGUAGGUUAGCUUCUUUGGCAGCUUUACUACUGUGAAAUUCAAAAAAAAUUUUCAAAAAAAAAUUUUUUUUUAAAUUUCAAAUUUUUUUGAAAAAUUAGAAAAUUUUUUUUUAAAUUUUAAACCCAUUUUCAUGCCUAAAAAUUAUUUUUAGACUACAAACUCCCCUUCCAUUAAAACAACACCACCAAUAACCAUAUCAACCUCUAAAAAUAAGUUUCCAACCCUAAUACCCAAUACUAAACCAAUGUCGACUACUACCCAGAUGUAUGACAAAUCAUAUACUACUACUUCUUCAAAGUCAUUACCAGCUGAAAGACCUAAGUUUCAAGCUGAAAUGGCAUCAAAAUCACAAAAUUCAGAUGAGCAAAGGGUCGAAACUACAGUACACGCCACUCUUUCUGCAACAAGAGUGCAUGCUACGCAUUUUGAAAAUACAGUACACUCAAAGGUUUCUGAACACACAGUAGACCCUAAGAUGGCUAAGGGUGUGGUACACUCAUCUCAUAGUGAAGAUUCUGUAGGGCAAAACCAGUUUCAAGCUACAGUACCCCCAAAGCUUGUAGAUGGUUCAGUACAACCAACUCAUAUUGAAGAUACAGUACACUCAGGUCAUGGUAAAGCUGAAGUACACCCUAGUCAUGGUGAAGAUACUGUACCUUCUAGUCAUGCCAAACCUACAGUACACCACGGUCAUGGUGAAGAUACAGUACACCCAAAUCAUGUUGAACCUACAGUACCUCCACCUCAAGCCAACCCUACAGAACAACCAAGAAUCACGUUACCACCAGUCGACUUCUCACCAGGUCAUAUAUCUUUUGGCACUGAUAAUGUAACAUAUACCGAGAAGCCAACGCUAGUUCAUGCUCCAUUGAAUGGAGUAGAAACUUCUGAAACCGCUGAAGAAGUUCAUAGAAAAUUGAAGCCUUUGUAUGAUAAAAGGAAAGAUCUAGAAGAAGAUGAACCUGAAGAAGAAGAAGGAAAGAAUAAAAAGAAUAAGAGAAGGCUGGGGAGGUGGAAGAGGAAACAUAAUGAGGACAAAACAUAG